GAUGACAAGACAGACUUUCAAUUUAUUACCAAUCUUUUUUAUAUUCUUUAUAUUUUAUCUUAUUUAUGAAUCUGAGAGUGCCAUCGGCGGCAUUUGUGGAAACCGACCUUUAUUUAAUAAGGGCUCCCGGAUUGUUGGAGGACAAAAUUCCCCACCUGGGAAGUGGCCAUGGAUGGUGAGCAUACAGAGCCCCACUGGGAAAGAAUUCUCACAUCUUUGCGGAGGAAGCGUCUUGAAUGAAAUUUGGGUUCUGACAGCAGCGCAUUGUUUUAAGCAUCUGGAAAGGAAGGAAGAAACUAAAUCUUGGAGGCUCGUAUUUGGAGCAAACAACUUAAAAGUUCUAGAAUCAUCAGUGCAAAUCCGAAAAAUAAAAGAAGUCGUACAGCCCAAAGCCUAUAAUCCAACGACUGAGGCAAAUGACAUUACUCUGUUGCGGUUAGACAAGCCUAUUGUGUUUACAGACUAUGUACAACCGGCUUGUUUCCCAACAGAGUUUGCUAAUGUCGAGAAGAAGACCGACUGUUACAUUGCAGGAUGGGGAGUUCUGGAUGAAGAAUCUGGAGAACCAUCAGAAAUUUUGCAAGAGGCCCGUGUGCAUCAAAUAGAUUCCAAAAAAUGUAACUCCAAAGACUGGUAUGAUGGCUCCAUAGGGGAAUACAACCUAUGUGCAGGCCAUGAGAAAGGAGGCAUCGACAGCUGCCAGGGAGACAGCGGAGGACCUUUGAUGUGCAAAACGCAGAAAUCAAGAACCUACGCUGUAGUUGGAAUCACAAGCUGGGGAUCAGGCUGUGCAAGAGGCAAAAAGCCAGGUGUUUACACUUCCACCAAAUACUUUAUUAAGUGGAUCGCUAGCAAAGUUGAGACAGAUGAGAAACCGAAAAUCAGGAAGAAACGAUCUUUGUUGAAAAACAUCAUUCUUCCCAAUGGACAACUUCCUGAUGCUGAGAUUGAAGAGCUAACCCAGACCCAAACCCAAGGAACUGAAACAAAUCCUGUGCGACCAACUGCACAAAUACAAGAGUUUCAGUAUGGCAGAGAAAAAGGGACGCAAGUUCAGUCUGGACCAAUAGAAGGAAAGCUUAAACCAGAAAUAGCAGUGCAAGUACCAACAGAAAACAUUCUGAAAAGAAUUAUGAGUUGGUUACUUACGGACAUGCGAUAGACACUAAAUAGAUGUUAUAGUGUGAGCGCCCUUUUCCAAACCGUCAGUCUCUGCCCAAUAUUUUCUACGAACUAUACACAGUAGAGCCGCAAUUUUACAUCAGCGGAUUUUAUGUUUUCUGGGAUUCAUGCCGUAUUUAUGAGGUCCCAUACAGGCAAUCUGCUUUCGUUCAUGCCUGUAUUUUACGUUUCCCCGGAAUUUACGGCAUUUCGUUGCAGUCCCCAUGCAGACAUAAACUCUGGGUUCUACUGUGCUGGACCCCUAGAUAGGAUAGGAAGAAUUUCUAUGGUGUGCAAAUGGUGUGCACCGUAUGGACUAUUUUAUAUAAUAUUUAUAUUAUUUUCAUAUAUAUUUUUAUAUUAAAUUUGUAUAGAAAUAUAUUUUUAUAUAUAUAUUAAUAUAAUAUACAUUGUAUUUUUGUAAAAAAAUAAAUACAUUUGUAAUAAAAUGCAAACCCUAA
Molecule: messenger RNA, 1622 nt
Organism: Xenopus tropicalis (tropical clawed frog)
Lineage: Eukaryota; Metazoa; Chordata; Amphibia; Anura; Pipidae
Product: acrosin-like
Exons: 5
Coding region: 2-1162 (386 amino acids)
Biological process (GO): proteolysis
Molecular function (GO): hydrolase activity; serine-type endopeptidase activity; peptidase activity
Source: RefSeq, a predicted model, not a curated record